This is a messenger RNA of Felis catus (domestic cat), 2893 nucleotides long. RefSeq names its product pleckstrin homology like domain family B member 3 (gene PHLDB3). The record is from RefSeq and is a predicted model, not a curated record. The coding region runs from base 293 to 1945 and encodes 550 amino acids. Lineage: Eukaryota; Metazoa; Chordata; Mammalia; Carnivora; Felidae. The transcript is spliced from 14 exons.
GGGAGCUGUUGGACCUGUUGUCCCCCCCUCCACUUCCGGGCUGCUGGGGAGGGGGACAGAACAGCUUCUCUCCUCCCUCUUCCCCAGCCACCUGUCCUCUAGACAGAAAAGGGAGCGCCCGGAGCGCAGAGGGAAGCGCGCCGAAGCCUGAGCUGACCCGCCUCCUGGAGCUCUUUUCCACGCGCCCGAGCAGUCGGGAGCUGCUCUGGCCUCGUGGGCCACACCCCCACGCUGCCAGACCACGCCCCCGGAACGCAAGGGCCAGCCCACUCCGCCGGAGCCCGAAGCGGCCAUGGGGACGCCGAGCGGCCCGGGGGAGGGGUGCCAGCCGCCUCCGGUACCGGAGUGCGACGCGGAGGACCGGCCCCAUGGGGCUACGCAGCCCCAGGUGCACGCGGGGGACGCCCACAAGCCGGAGGCGCCCGAGGUCCCCGAGGCCCCCGAGGAGCCCCAGAGAGUGAAGGAGCUUCCCAGCGGCCGAGGAGCUGAGCAGCAGGCUGAGGAAGAGGAAGAAGUGGGAGAAGGCAGCAGCACGGAGAGCAGCCGCGACGCGGGGGAGGCUCCGCCCCCGGCACAGAUCCCGGCCACGGCCCCCGCAUCCACCCAGCCUGGAGAGAAGGUGCGAGGGGCCGCGCGGCGGCUUCGAGAGCAGCAGCUGGAGGCACUGACCCGCGUGGCCCUGAUGGAGCAGCGAGUGAAGGAGCUACAGCGCCAGCGGAAGGAGCUGAGGAUCGAGAUGGAGGUGGAGGUAGCCCUUCUGCGGGGUGAGCUGGCUGGGGAGCGAGUGGCUGCCCGGCGCGAGGAGGAGCAACUCCGGCAGCUGCUUGGACAGCAGGUGGAAACGGAGCAGGGCAGCCGGGAACAGCGGGAACAGGAACAGAAGCAACUGAGCCAGGAGCGGGAUCGGGUGGAGGCUCUUCGCCAGCGACUCCAGGAGGCCCAGGGACAACUCGACUCACAGCCAGAGGACCAGCGUGAGCGACUUCUGCAGGGGGUGCAGGAGAUGAGGGAACAGCUGGAUGUGGCCCAGCAUGCCUACGAGGACCUAGAGUUCCAGCAGCUGGAGCAGGAGAGUCGGCGGGAGGACGAGGACCGGGACAGCCCCGGGGCCCGGGCACUGGACCCCAAGGUCCGGGAACUUCAGGCCAGCGUGGCGCAGCACAGGCGCCGGAUCCAGGUCUUAGAGGAGCAGCUCAAGGCGCUGGGGGAGCAGAUGGCAGCUGAGAGCCGGGGGCUGAGCCAGAAGAAGGAGGAGGCCCUUGAGGCCCUGACGCAGGAACGGAGCCGACUGCUCCAGCUUAACUGCCUUCAGGGAACCCCUGGAGGGGACUUCUCUGAGUCCAGCCAGGCCCUCACUAAGCUCCUGUUCACCCAGAAGACAGACCGCCAGCUGCUGGUGCUGCAGGACCCCGCCGCCCACACCGCCACCGCCACUUCUUCCUGCCUCUUCUCUGUUCACAGCUCUCUGCAGGGCUCCAUCGGCCUCCAGAGGACUGGAAGCCUGCCCCGGAAGAGGGGAGAGAGAGCGAGCCAGAGGGGAUCCCCCCGACCUCUAUCCCUCCACUGUACUGGACCCCUGCAGGCCUCGGCCCUCCCAGCAACAUCGGAAGACUCUGGAAGACACCCACUCUAUCAGCUGCUGAACUGUGGCCCUGGGAACAGCUGUGGGGCCCUCCACCCAGACAUCGCCCGCAUGGAACGGCUCCUGCAGCAAGCUGUGGCGGAAAGGGAGCGACUGCUCAAGGCCAGGGAAGGGAUGAGAAGAAGCACAGAAGGUUCCUCAGGCCCUGUUGUACCUGCCAUCAUGAGAAAGAGAGAGCAAGCAUGUGAUCAGGGGAGAAGGCAGAGGGAGAGAGAGAAAGAAUCUCAAGCAGGCUUCACGCUUGAGAAGGGACUCCAUUCCACGACCCUGGGAUCAUCACUCCAGCUGAAAUCAACCGACUGAUUUCAGUUGGGACGAUCGACCUACUGAGCCAUCCAGCCACCCUCCCCCCUCCCCCCCUGUGGCUGCAUCUUUAACGAAAUUCCUAGGGGGUCUGCCUGUGCGCUCAAGUCUGAGACACAGUGCUCUGAGCCUCAGCGUGACUGUGGGGGAUUAUACCAUUCUUUGCAGGGAAAAGAACAGGUGCGAUCAGGCUGGGCCUUACGAACAGUAGACACUUUCAUUGCCUUAAUUUUUUUCCCUCCUAUGGCCAGCAGAGAUGAUCGCUGUGCUUGGUGAAUCCUGGCUCUGUCGGCUCUAGCUGUGUGACUUGGGCCUAGUGACUUAACCUCUCUUGAGUCUUGGUGUCCACAGCUAUAAAAUGGGGGUAAUAAUGUACUUCCGUCCCAAGAGAGUUUGAGGGGGCCGAGGGAUUGUCCCUAUAAAGCGCUUAACACAGGUAAGAAUUGCUGAUUUCAUCACAAGAAUAACCACAAUAGUAGUAGAAACUGCUCUCAAGUAUUGAUCAAGUAUUGAUCACUGAUCAAUUGAUCCUGUUGCACAGGAUAUGAGGGUCCCACUGGGCUCCCUCACUUCUCUGACAUAGCUCUUGUGUUUCAGAGUGAACUCUAGGGGCGGGAAGACCUGGAUUUGUGUUUCAGCUCUACCACCUAGAAGCCCUGUGAUACCUCGGGUGGAUUAUUUUAUAUUUUUGUACCUCAAUUUGCUCAUCUGUAAAAUGGGGCUCCUAGUAGCCCCGUUCCCAAGGGCAGUCCUGGGGAGUCAAGUUGUUGCUGCUAGAAAGCCCUGGGCAAGGUGCCACUGUCCAGAAACGUACCUGCCAGAUCACGAUCAUUCUCAUGAUGGCCACUCUGGAUAUUGCUGUUGAAAGGCUGUGGCGGGCCUCACAGGUGAGCUGCAGGACCGCCCCCUCCCUGACCCUUUGAUGUCAGCCGCCCCCUUCUCUUCCUU